AUGCCGACAAGGUCGAAGGCCCUAAACCUAAGAGCUGAGCAAAUCCGGCGCGAUGAACAGAUGCAAGCGCUCAAAGAGCGAAUUCAGGCGACCGCUCGCAAGGCAGGGCUCCAGGAUGAGCUCCUCGAUGACGAGCGCAUUCUCCGACGCCCUAUGCCCCCAGAUGCUGAGUGGUGGGAUCUUCCUUUGCUGCCCAACAAGACCUACGACGACGUGCCUGACACGCCACUUGUCCCUGGUACGGCGGUGCCCGAUACAUUCCCGCUCAUUGAGCAAGAUACCUCUCCUAUCGACCAUCUCGUACAGCACCCCAUUCCCAUUCCUCCUCCCACGGCGAACAUAAAGAUCCAGCCUCACGGUGUCAUUUUGACCAAGCAGGAAAUGAAGAAGAUGCGCCGCCAACGUCGCGCUGCCGAACAGCAAGACAAACGCGACCGAAUCAAGAUGGGCCUGCUUCCACCGGAUCCACCUAAGGUCAAGCUAUCGAACCUGAUGCGCGUCCUUGGCAACGAAGCCAUUGUGGAUCCCACCAAAGUCGAGGCUCGUGUACGCCGCGAAGUGGCAGCGAGGCAUGAGCUUCACGAGCGGACGAAUGCGGAGCGUAUGCUCACGGAUGAGGAACGCCGCCAACGUCGCAUUUACAAGACCAAGACUGAAGAGGGUAAGGGUAUUUGGUGCCAUGUAUACCGAGUGCGCCAUCUCGUUAGUCCGUCUCACCGCUUCAAAGUCCGGAAGAAUGCGCAGCAGCAGCACCUGAGUGGUCUGAUUCUUGUGCAUCCAGACAUGGCAAUUGUGAUUGUUGAGGGGUCUGCCAAGGCGCUAAAGGCGUACAAGCGCCUGAUGCUCGUGCGCAUUGACUGGACCGACCCUGGACGCCCUAAGGAUCAAGACGACGCGGAGCCUGUACCGGAGCCAGAGCCUAUCGACUUGAGUGACAAUACCUGCGAAUGCGUCUUCGAGGGCCCUGUACGCGACCGAGCCCUGCCCAUGGGUAUGGUGAAGAUGGAAGACUGUUCGUCCGACCUGAAGGUGAAGGAGCUGCUGGGCCCUAAACUUUCAGGCUACUGGGACGUGGCCAAGCGGUCGGGGAUGACGCAGGAUAUGUAG
This is a messenger RNA of Malassezia sympodialis ATCC 42132, 1107 nucleotides long. RefSeq lists its product as uncharacterized. Gene Ontology annotation, biological process: mRNA splicing, via spliceosome. The coding region runs from base 1 to 1107 and encodes 368 amino acids. Lineage: Eukaryota; Fungi; Basidiomycota; Malasseziomycetes; Malasseziales; Malasseziaceae. The record is from RefSeq and is a predicted model, not a curated record. Gene Ontology annotation, cellular component: U4/U6 x U5 tri-snRNP complex. The transcript has 2 exons.